AUGGCAGCCAACUACUGGGAGUCAUCCCAAAGGAAGUACUGGACUUUUACGAAGAAAGAGCUUUCGGAGAUGCGAAAGGCUAUGGAGCAAGAGAAUCAGCAGCUUGUUUCACAGUAUCCUUUGCCAGACCGACGCCUUCUCAACAUCUACCUUUCUUACCGAGAACUCGGCAAGCUGGGACGACGCAUGAACGCGAGGCAGCAAGUUCUAGCAACCGCCCAAGUGUACAUGCGCCGAUUCUACUUGAAGCGAGAGAUAAGGACCACGAAUCCAUAUCUUGUGCUGUGUACGGCAUUCUAUCUUGCGUGUAAGAUGGAAGAGGCUCCACAACACAUUCGUGUAGUCGUUGGAGAAGCGCGGCAGUUCUGGUCUGAUUGCGUUACUUCAGACACUUCCAAGCUAGGUGAAUGCGAGUUUCAGCUCAUAUCAGAGAUGAACUCGCAGUUGAUAAUACACCAUCCGUACCGUGACCUUACGGAGCUACAAACGAGCCUAGGACUUACCCAGGAAGAGGUAUCUCUGGCGUGGUCUAUUCUCAAUGAUCAUUAUCUUACAGAUCUGCCGUUACUCCACCCACCCCACGUUAUCGCCAUCACGGCAGCAUUUCUUGCCGUAGUUCUCAAGCCAGGUCAAGGAGGGCAGCUACAAGCACAGAACAUACAAGCGGCAAUGCAGCAUGCGCUCUCCGCGCAGACCGGAUCCACGGGUGGACAGCAAAACCGCAUCCAAAAGCUCAUGACGUGGCUUGCAGAGAGCUCUGUGAGCAUUGAGGCAAUAGUCGACUGCACGCAAGAACUCAUCUCAUUAUAUGAAAUAUGGGAAUCGUUCAACGACAAAGCCUGCAAGGAGGCUGUGACGAGGUUUGUCAAGGCACGCGGUCUUGAUAAAUGA
Messenger RNA from Verruconis gallopava, 891 nucleotides. RefSeq lists its product as uncharacterized. The coding region runs from base 1 to 891 and encodes 296 amino acids. The record is from RefSeq and is a predicted model, not a curated record. Gene Ontology annotation, molecular function: cyclin-dependent protein serine/threonine kinase regulator activity. Gene Ontology annotation, biological process: positive regulation of transcription by RNA polymerase II. The transcript has 3 exons. Lineage: Eukaryota; Fungi; Ascomycota; Dothideomycetes; Venturiales; Sympoventuriaceae. Gene Ontology annotation, cellular component: nucleus; mediator complex.